CAACCACGGCGAUGCGCGCUGUCGCAACAACACAACACACAUCCUGGCCCUCGCCUUCGCACGCAUUCGCUUUCACCCACUUCUCCGCGCCAUUGCAUGCCAACACACGUCAACGCGCAUCGUCUGCCGAAGCCGCCCUCCGCCGUCGCCGCGCACUGCCUGUCGGCCGCCGUCCACCAUCCUUGCGCACUCACAAGGCCUCUCUCUGCAGCGGACUCGGCGCCUCGGCUGCACUCAACCCAGUGCAGCUCUGACGUCGGUCGGCGACAGCGGGAGGGGUGGUUCUCUGGCCUGCGGCAGCUGCGCGGCGACCUCGCGGGCUGUGGUGAAGGCGGGCUCACACACGAGUCAAGGCUGCUCAUCGACACAAAGCCUGGGCGGGCGGGUUCCCCUGUGGCGAGUGCGGCAGGGGGGAUUUUCUUCUGCCCGGUAAGUGCACCGUCCUAGUUGUAAGCUGAUGCACCAUGGCCAAGCCGGCCGGCUCCAAGCAUGGCUUUCCAGUGCUGGCCUGUCUCGACACUGCGCCCUUGUCGCUGGCGUGCACGAUGCGCAUCCGGCAUCACGAGGCGCGGCGGCAGGUGACGCUGAUGUUGCGCAUUGCUGCGUUGGGGGUUGUCGCAGGUGCCGACAGCGGGCACGCGUUCGUUGCGCAGUACGACGCCGACAACCUCGACCUCCCCUUUCACACGUCCGAUGGUGCUGCUGCUGGUCAUGUCGCCGCUAGAGCUGUUGCUCUGGAUGCUUCGGUUCUUGAUAUCCCCUCCGCACGCCUCGCUGCAAUCGAGCGCAACCCCAACGCCUCAUGUGUCGCUGUUCUCACCCUGCGCCUCAAACAACCCUGCCCGCUCUGGCAUCCGCCCCUGCUAGCCUUGGUUCCCGCAGAGCCUCGCGCGAGUGAGUACAACCAGCUUGUAGACCUAGCAAAGGCCACAACAGUGCAAAUCAUCUUAGACCGCAACUGGCUGAGCCGUGAACACAACGCGCCCUUUCAAUGGAUUGUUGAUGGACAGGAGGGGCUGUCUGGCUUCCCCGUCGCUGAGUUUUACUCCCGGCACUUCGCCCGCGCAGACUGGACAGACUUUGGGCCUGCCGAAGAGCUGCACAAGCGGCCGAGAAGCGUCUCGGGCUCUGCAUCACCGCUCCCGCACUACAAACGCGCGAGAGCAGACGAACCGCACUCGCCCUUGCCGCUGCCGCCCUCACCCACUGAGGUGGCGUCAUCACCGGCAGCUCCCCGUUCGCAUAAUCCACACACAUAUCUGAGUGAAAGUGAUGAGACCGAAUUUCAGACUCAGGCCAUCGCCCGUGUAGUCAGCCGUCUCCUGCCUAGUGUUCUGCCGCAGGUCCUCCCGGACGUCCUCGAUCAGACCCUUCCCAGUGUCAUCAGCCAGAUCCUGCCCACCGCCCUCAUCCAGAUCCUUCCUGACUCCAUCAGCCCUGCUCACUCCUUCUCCUCCAUAUCCCAUGACGUAGACACGCCCCAGCCCAGCACAUUGCCCGCCCAUGGACUGACCCCCCUCGGUGAAGUCCUCAUUCCCCGCCUCGUCGCCCACCUCCAGCCCCAGCUGCAGACCAUGAUCUCAGCCGCGCUGUCCCGCGGGGUGGACAGCAAGCUGAAAGCGGCAACGCUGGAGAUGGAAGAGACCACGGAGGACAGGAUAGCCGAGCUGCUGCAGCAGAGCGACCGGGCUUCAGAGGAGUUGCGACGCGAAAAGGACAAAGUCAUGGACGAUCUGCGGCAUGAGCGGAACGACGGUGUCGCCGACUUGCGACGCGAGAUAGCCGCUGGCACAGCGGCGCUGCAGCAAGAAGGCGACGAAUACGUCAUCGCGCUGGAGGCUGAUCUCGAGGACAGACUGGAGUCGCUGCAGCAGCAGACCGACGACGGGGUGCUCGUGUUGCAGACCGAGAAAGACGAUCUUCUAGACGACGUGACCCAGGCUGCAUCCGCCACGCUGACCGACGUAGAGCAGGAGUUGCAAGACAUGGCUGAUGGCGUGGUCGACGACGCAGAGUGGCGCCUCCGAGAGAAAGGCGCACAGGCCGUCGACGCUGUCCUGCAGCAGCUUGACGCGCUGCGAGAGCAGGCGCUGCGGGCAGUGAGGGGAGAGGAGCAUGUGAAGCGGGGAAGUGCGCGCGCCCGGCACAGGGGCAAGGGCGGCUUCCACGGGCUUGGACGUAGAGCGACAACGCGCAGGUAAAUCAAGUACCUACUACAGCAACCCCUUCUCCCGCUACACCCCCCCGUCCUCCGCAAACCUCCUCCGAUCCCCCUCAAUAUCCCCCCGCAGCAUCGGAAACCCCUCAUAAAACUCCUCCCCCACCCCCCACCGCCCC
Messenger RNA from Boeremia exigua, 2337 nucleotides. RefSeq lists its product as uncharacterized. Lineage: Eukaryota; Fungi; Ascomycota; Dothideomycetes; Pleosporales; Didymellaceae. The record is from RefSeq and is a predicted model, not a curated record. The transcript has 2 exons. Bases 465 to 2201 code for a protein of 578 amino acids.